AUGGAUCAAGGCGGCGGGGCGCCCUUGGGGGCCGCCAAAAGCAACGAGGCCGCAUGCCCGAUUGACAACCUGCUGAACCCUGCAGCCGUUGCAGACGCCGAGCGGCCGGCGCCGCUGCAGGUCGACACCGAGGCGUACGACGACGAUGGCGGCAAUGGCGACGGCGAUUCGGCCUACGGAUCGGACGGCGGCUCGGCGUACACGGGCUCCGUCACGUCCUCUAUCUACGAUUACCAGUACGAGAACGGGCGCCGCUACCAUGCGUACCGCGAGGGCCAGUACGUGCUCCCCAACGACGACCAGGAGCAGGAGCGCCUCGAUCUGCAGCACCACAUCUGGCGCCUGCUGCUCGGCGGGCGCCUUUACACGGCGGCGCUGCCGGAUCCGUCAACGAAGCCGAACCUGCGCAUCCUCGACCUCGGCACGGGGACUGGCAUCUGGGCAAUUGACAUCGCGGACGAAUUCCCCUCGGCCGAGGUCGCGGGCGUGGACCUGUCGCCCAUCCAGCCCGAAUGGGUGCCCAACAACUGCCGUUUUCAUGUCGACGACUACGAGGACGAGUGGACCUACCGCGACGAGGAAAAGUUCGACUACAUCCACGGUCGCGCGCUGAGCGGCACGUCGUCGGACUGGGACCGCUUCUACAAGCAGGCGCUCCAGCACCUGAAACCGGGGGGCGUGAUGGAGAUGCAGGAGUACGACGCGUGGAUCUUUAGCGACGACGACAGCUGCGACCGCGCCCCGUGGACGAUGGAGUGGGUGAACAAGCUGGACGCCGCCAGCAAGAUGUACGGGAAGCAGAUCAACGUGGCGCAGCACCACAAGCAGUGGAUGAAGGACGCCGGCUUCGAGGACGUCCGCGAGGUGGUGCACAGGAUACCCAUCGGCCCGUGGGCCAAGGACCCCGCGCUCAAGGAGCUCGGCCGCUUCGAGCUCAUCCACAUGCAAAUGUCGGUCGACUCGCACACGCCGGCGCUCUUCACGCGCGUGCUCAACUACUCGGCGGACCAGGCCAUGGUCCUGAUGGAGGGCGUCAAGCGCGAGUUCAGGAGCCGCGACCUGCGACUGAUUACGAGCUACCGCUUCAUAACCGGGCGCAAGGCCUCGACUGCGGCGUAG
Messenger RNA from Purpureocillium lilacinum, 1119 nucleotides. RefSeq lists its product as uncharacterized. Gene Ontology annotation, molecular function: methyltransferase activity. NCBI's taxonomy places the organism in Eukaryota, Fungi, Ascomycota, Sordariomycetes, Hypocreales, Ophiocordycipitaceae. The record is from RefSeq and is a predicted model, not a curated record.